AUGACAAUUACACCCGACAUUGUACGACAGGCCAUCACUUCCAUGGUCCAUGAUCACGCCAAAACAUCAUUAAAAAAUAUUUUAAAGAGACUCAAUUUACCAACGAGUGACAUUACGGACGAGCAUCUAGCAAGGGCUAGGACCUCAUCUACGAUUGAUAAAGAUGCAACAACCUCUAGCGGCAAGCUAAAAAAGGAUCAUGUUCCGCGUGGUCUUAAUCCUGCCAUUGACAACAUCCUCAACAUCGAUGAAGGAACCACGGGGAGGAAACUCAACAAUGACAAACCAUUGCGACAAUCCAUACUCCGAUGGAUAUCAGAUAUGGAUAUCGAAGCCAUAUUCAGAGCCGAAGUCAAUGGUUUCACUUUGGAUAUGCUUGAAUUGGAUAUCACACAAGAAGACGAUGCUUAUCGGACGGUGUCAACGCCUUUCAGAAGCAUUUUGAAAGAUACCAAUGAUGCCGCUGGAAUUGUGCCGCGAUUGGAUGCGAUUGCUGAAAAAUGCACGGAUCUUUACCAUGAUAUGUGCAAAGUGAUCCAUUUGAACAUGAUCUCUUAUGCAGCUAUGAAUGACCACGGGUCGACCAUGAUCAACAUCCAGCAACUGCGUUUGAACAUCGACCACCAGCAAAGUCUCCUGCACCAAGGAUUCACGUCUUCUGAUCCUCAAUCAUCAGAAGAUAGCAAGUUGCUUUUCAGUUUUCAGCACAUACAAUAUCUAUACACCAAUCAUUUCGGCAUGGGGUCACAGGCACCAACCCAUAGCAAGUACCCUCUAUGGAAGAAAAUCAUGGGCGAUGGUGCACAGUCGUUCUAUGGUUUGAGUUCUCAAACCGCCAAUGAGGUCAUCUCGACAAUAUCCACCAAUGUACAGAAUAUGUACACAGGCGCUCGGAUUACCAGGUCGUUGUUGCGUUCGGUGAUUGAUGUACUUCUCAAGCGUCAACUUGGCGAUUUCUCGGGUCAUUUUGAUGAUAAGUACCCCGUUUUCCAUGCAAGUGAGGAUGAUUGUGCUGUACACAGGCCAAUGGAAAAUGAAUGCCCUGCUUAUCGUGCAAUCGAUGAUGAGUAUCCGAUCUAUCAGCCAAUGGAAGAACCGUGCCUUCUUUAUCAACUCCACGAUGAUGAAGAUUUUCCUGGCACAUGUAUCAACCAAGACGAGGAGAUGACAUGUCAUGAAGUCGAUACAACUGCCAAUACUUUAGCCGAUUUGCAAUUGGGAGCCAAGGAUAUUGACAAGAGUCAAACAAAGCUGUUGUCUCGGCGAUCAAAGCGCAACGCACUUCACAGCAAAAUCAAGACAACAAAGAAACAGCUACAAAAGUUGGAAAAGUUGGAAAAGACCGAGUCCUUAACCAUUGCACAAAUUAAGAAGAAGGAGAAAACCAAUGAACGUUUAAAAAGAUUGGAGGAUGAGAUGAAGCAAUAUAACGAAGAAGCCAAGGAGGCGACAAGGACUCUGCCCAUCACCAAGACUCAGAUCAACACCAAGGAAAAGAAAGAAGGAAAGCGCCGUGAUUCUCAAAAGAAAAGAAGAGACCAAAUCCGUGGAUUGUUGAUGAAAAUAUGCCUACAAGAAGAAGAUGUUUCAGCAAAUGGAAUCAACUCAUUUUGGGAACAGCCUGAGGAUUUGUCCAGCAAAGAGAUCGAUAUUAUUGUCCAUAUAUACAACAACAUUCGACCUUUUCUACGCCAUGUAUAUCCAUCAAAAUGUUCCAUCGCAUCGCAAGUACCAUUUUGUGUGCUGGCAAACGCCAUCCUUAAGUCGGCGAACGUUACAUCGGAGAUGAGAGCACUCGUUCCACAUACUUCAUCAGGUGAUAUCCAUGCAUUGACCAUCACAGCUAAAUCGCUGUAUGAAAAUGUGAAUGACCUGAUCCCAGACUUUGAACGGCGAGGUAUCAACAGUGCGAGAACAGCAACGUCACGCCCGAAUGAUACGUUUUCUUUGGUUUUCUCCGUUGACAAAAUCAAUGAAAAAUGUGAAGGACACAACUUGGAUUGGAUUCGCCGUAUCAUCAUGACAUCCAACGGGAUGGCUCGUAUUAUUGGGAAGGUGCGUGAUCGAUCAAGGCUUGUUCCUCAAUACCAACCAGCAAAGUUUGCACCCACGAUCAUUCAAGGAUCCCAAUCUUUUCUUAAGUCGCAUAUCGAGGAGCUUAAAAUCGAACGCCAGCAACUACAGGAGUCGUCAGAUACGACAAAAUCUGAUCUUCUUUCCAAAAAGGAUGAUUUACAACGUAUUCGGCACGAACCUGAUAACGAUCACCAGGUGGUACGUGAUCUGAAGCAAGAGUGCCGCGAUUUACAAUCUAAGCUGUGUGACAACGAUGAAAGUCUACGAGUGAACAAAAAAACAAUUGCAAUUACCAAAAGGUCUUUGAACACAAAAAGCAACAAGGACCAGAAGAAGGACCGUGAGAAGAUAGUGUUAUCAUCCGAUAACCCCAUAUGUCUGGCACCAGCCCAUUUUAUGGACAUUACUCAACUACAAAGCGAUGAACACCAACUUGGAUUUACUGGAGUCGAUUACGGGUUUCGAACGCUUGCUACGAGUGUUCCAAUGAAAGAAGAACAAGCAAAAUAUCAUUUGGAUAUGUUGACCUCUGAUCACCCUCCUGAAAGAUUUAUUCGUUUACCGAAAGCCAUCACGUUGAAAUCUGAGACCAUCUUUGAUUCCACGGGCGAACGAGAGAGAAGGCGAAAACUCGAAUACAAGAAGCAGAACACUAUACAAGGAAAGGGUGUCACGGAGGCAGAAAGAGCUCUAUCCGUAUGCUCUAUGAGAAAGGCAGUGACUCCAUCUCAGAUAAACGACGCUGACAAAGCUAUUACUAGUCAAAGACGUACCGUGAGAGCAUGGUAUAAUGGCACGUAUAUGAAAAGGGCAACCCGCCAGAGAGAGUAUCAAACAAGAAAAUGGAAAGACCGAAUUCUCGCACGCGAGCGUAAGACGAUAAGCAAGAGAUUGAAGGAUCAAAAGCCAUUGACACCACCAUUGAAACAUCGCCCUAUAUUCAUGAUUGGCCACGCUGGAAUGGGAUAUGGUUCGCGUAUCAAAGGUUUUUUGCGUUAUGGUGGCAAGUGGAUGAGGGAAGCACACGCUAGAUAUUGGCCAGUAGCCGUGGUUAACGAGUAUCGGACGUCGCAAGUUUGUGCAUUUUGUGGCCACCAGGUGAUUCGACCCGCUAGCGCAAACCAGAAACGAUCACGCGGUGCUUCUCUAUGUGUAAAUCCUCGAUGCGUAUCUUACAAAAACCGCCACGCUACGUCCGGGCGUGAUCAGAUGGCUGCAGCUAAUAUCUUGAUCAAGGGGUAUGCACGCACUCAAAACGUGAAAAUAGCACCACUUGAAUACGAUUUGUAG
Lichtheimia ornata is the source of this 3366-nucleotide messenger RNA. RefSeq lists its product as uncharacterized. The transcript is spliced from 7 exons. NCBI's taxonomy places the organism in Eukaryota, Fungi, Mucoromycota, Mucoromycetes, Mucorales, Lichtheimiaceae. The record is from RefSeq and is a predicted model, not a curated record. Bases 1 to 3366 code for a protein of 1121 amino acids.